AUGAGCCAUAACGCGCUGGCCGCCUUGCUGCUGUCGCUCACCGACCCUGCUGUAGUCACACCCCCCCCUGUAGUAACACUUCCCGUUCUGCCCAGACCCGCCGACGGCGAUAAGGGUCCGCUUCACGACUCUGUUUCUGACAGGCAGGUGUUCCACGCCUUUACCGCGCGCAUCAGUUUCCGCAGAUAUUAUUUUCGCGCAACCUCUUCCGCGCAAUUCCGCCCCGCUCAACGUUAUUACGCGUAUCCUCCCCUUCCGCGUGCCAUCUUUCCCCCGACCAUGGAGCUGCGCAGCGGAGCGAUUCUCCCCGGCCCCGUGCCCGUCCCCAUAACGGCGGCGGAGCAGCACGCGGACGGGUGGUUCCGCGAGGGCGUGCGCCUGGUGUUUGCGCGCUGGACUGCGCUGCAGCUGGCGGUGGAGAAUCAGUGGGGCGGCGGAAGGAGCGCGGAGAAGGCGCAACACAUGCAGGCGGACCUGGUGCAUUUCUGCUACAGCAAGCGCGGAGCGGUGUACGGGGACGAGCUGGAGGAGUGGCUGGACGAGGCGACGGUGAGGGAUUUCAACAUGGAGGUGGAGGACGGGAGCCUGCGAGAGGUGGCAGAUAAGGUAGUGGAGGUGUUUAAGGCAUGUCGGGAUGGCAGUUUCACACUUGUACAGCAGCUGCAGGCAGAGGAAGCAGCCGCUGCUGCCAAGGGAAGGCGCUCGGCACUGCAGCAGAGCAAAGCGGCAAACCGCAACGCAGACAGCGAUGACAGUGAUUCUGACGUGGAGGAAGUGGGGAACGGGGGAGCCAUGGAUGAAGAUGCGCCAGGAAGGGGUGCUGGGAUGGGAGCUUCUUGUUCGGGAUCGCGUAGAGCUGCUAAAGAAACUCCUCCGGAGCCGUUGCUGACACAAGAGGAGGUGGCCGACGGUUGGGAAGUGGCUCCGACCAGACGAUCUCGCAGGCUUUCAAAAGGGCCAGGGAAUGUUUGA
Closterium sp. NIES-65 is the source of this 972-nucleotide messenger RNA. Lineage: Eukaryota; Viridiplantae; Streptophyta; Zygnematophyceae; Desmidiales; Closteriaceae. The record is from the annotation of a GenBank genome assembly.